This is a messenger RNA of Cantharellus anzutake, 942 nucleotides long. RefSeq lists its product as uncharacterized. The coding region runs from base 124 to 642 and encodes 172 amino acids. The transcript is spliced from 3 exons. NCBI's taxonomy places the organism in Eukaryota, Fungi, Basidiomycota, Agaricomycetes, Cantharellales, Hydnaceae. The record is from RefSeq and is a predicted model, not a curated record.
GUUUAUUUCAUAUUGGAAAUCGGAGCAAUCGAGCCUCGGAGAUGCAGCAACUCAGCCUGUAGCUGACCCGAGAAUCCCCGCAAUGGCCACCUGUCAAACACAACUCACGGACGGGGAAUCCAAAUGGAUGCUGUUUUGGCCUGCGAGAUGUCUGUUGCAGUUCUGCCAACAAACGAUCUCGGAGACGUGCCAGUUAUCAAUGAGGCGCCAUCCUCUAUGUCGGGGUCAUAUGGAUUCGUCAGAACUGUUGAUGAAGCACCUUACUGCAUGUCGGCUCCCCUUAUACCACCCAUAUCCCCACUCCUGGGACAAGCUUCUCCAUUAGUAAGACCAUCUUCCCUAGCUUGGCGCACGCCUUCCACUCAGCGACUCCCAACCAUCGGGUGGUAUCCUACAACGAGAAUCGGAAUCCUCCGGUGCCAGACAGCUCGCAUAGCGCCGUUAACUAUGGAGAUGUUGGGCCUACAGCCCUCUAUCCACACUUCAACGUCGCGAGUUUGCUUAGAGAUCUGGCUUGGGAUAUGGGAUACUGCCUCAUCCCUCGGGGAGCCAGCAUUUCCGAUGGUGGCGCUCUUUUCAUUUAAUGGUUUGAGCCCGAUUCUAUCCCCAAUGGCUUCAGUGUUUGGAUGUCCCGCGCCAUAAGUUCGAUCCUCGAGUGCUUGUGAGGCUCGCGACCUCGCGCAUUUUUUUUUUUGCUCUCGUACCUGUGUUAGUUAGUCAUCCGAUUCCUUACUUGGUCUCAAGGCGAUCGACUUAUCAGCUAGCAUCGCACUGUCCCUGCUCUCCAAAAGCGGUUGUUCUUGAGUUCUGGGAGUGAACCAAUUAAACAUGUUUCCUCGUGCACUCACAAUAUUGUGUACGUCUCCAAUAUUGCUUCGGAAGCAAGGCUAGCUCGGCUCCGUCCACUAGGGAUUAGUGAUUCCCUUGAUUCUUCUGCAGUCC